This is a messenger RNA of Bemisia tabaci, 2078 nucleotides long. RefSeq names its product putative odorant-binding protein A5. Lineage: Eukaryota; Metazoa; Arthropoda; Insecta; Hemiptera; Aleyrodidae. The record is from RefSeq and is a predicted model, not a curated record.
UUUUAUUCUUUAAAAGUCACCGUUGGUAUUCGUAGGUAUAAUCUUACGGCUGUAGAAAUAGAUGAACUGUUGAGAAAACACGAAAUAAUUCCUGAUGUCAUUCAAACUGCUCCGAAAAACGUUUUGCAGGUCACUUAUUUUCCAACGCUUGUGAAAUUUGGAAAUGAAAUAAAUGCUACCGAAACAGAUAUGGAGCCCCCAUUGAUGGAAUGGCCAGCAGAUUCGGAGUACCAAUACACACUAAUUAUGACAGAUCCUGACGUUCCAAACCGAACAACACCUUAUGAGAAAGAAUGGCAAAACUGGAUAGUCGUGAAUAUUCCUGGCUGCAAAUUCACGGAUGGCGAAGUCCUCACAGAGUACAUUCCACCAUUACCGGAUCAAAUAUAUGGAGGCGUGCAUAGAGUGGUAUUUCUAGCGUACAAGCAGCCGCUACUUGAUAUAAUUUUCAGAGAGCCGGAACUUGGCGAGGAACAAACAUCUUACGAACAUCGCGGUAAAUUUUCUACGGAAAAGUUUGCAAAGAAAUAUAAAUUAGGAGAUCCUGUUGCAGUAAAUUUCUUCUACCUAAGAUUAGCCUUUUCAAUGUUAUCAGAACGUAAGUGCCGGAGCAAGCACUGGGUUCAGUUAUGUCAUCGACCAUCAGUCACAUUUAUUUUAACUUCACACUUCACGAUUUUUAUGGCGUGUACAAACAUGAGAACUCCACCAACUCUUACAACCACAUCUAAACACAAGCAGAAACAAUUGCAAGGAAUACAGGAAAAUUCAUCAAAAGCGCCUCCAAACUCAACACUCAUCGAUCUGCCAGUUUUUACCCACGACGAAAUCGACCCCGAGAUCAAACCAUACAUUGAUAAGGUCUACAAUGACUCAGACUUCGACAAAAUCGUCUACGCCGAUGGUGACAAGGUCACCAUUUUAUACGAUCGAGACAAGGAGUCAGAAGACGACGACCCGGAAAUACAGCGAUUAUUGAGGAAGAUGAAAGAAGAAUCCAAUGACGAAUACCGUCGAACAAAAAUGAACUACUUCAAUCAUACCGUUGGUCACUUCCUCAACAAGACUGAGGAGGAGUUGAAGUUUUUACAAGAGCGGAACCAAAUUUAUGAUGACUUAAUAGAAAAACCGGCACCAAAUAUUAUACAGGUUGCGUACGGCAAAGUUGUAGUUGAGCUCGGGAAUGAAAUUCAUGCAAAACAUACAACAAGGAUGCCAUCGUAUGUCACAUGGCCGGCAGAGGACAAUUCUCAGUACUGCCUGAUAAUGACAGAUCCGGAUACGUCUUAUCACUCCCGACCGGGAAAACCGAGAGAAUAUCAACACUGGGUUGUCGUCAAUAUCCCCGGCAAUAAUUUAUCUGGUGGAGAAUUCAUAACGGAAUAUGUCAGACCUCACCCAGAGUUCGAUGGAGUUGGUUUCCAUCGAUUCAUAUUUUUCGUUUUCAAGCAAGAGGAAAAAGACAAAAUAUACGAUGAAAUCAAGCUUAGCCAUAUACCUGUGAAAUCUCUACGAAAAGGCUUUUCGACGAAACUAUUUGCAAAGAAAAAUAAUCUGAAAGGACCUGUAGCAAUUAAUUUCUUCAUAGCACGAUGGGAUAAAAGCAUUGAUGAGGAAGAGGAAAUUUUUGGACCGUUAGUUCAUGGACAAAACAUUUAAAUAUUUUAUCAACAAUUUAUGUAAAAAUAAAAUGGUUUCUGCUACAAAAAAAGAGAAAAAAAAAAAAAAAAAAAAAAAAAAAAAAAAAAAAAAAAAUCGUGAGGCGGGGCCAAAAGAAGAUGAGGGAUACUAGACAGGAGACGAAUUUGAUGGUUUAUACUGUAUAAACCCGCCAGUUAAAUAGCUAAGAAUGUGCAUUGUCUACGCUGUCCUUACUGAUUCCAAUGUUAAAAUUAAUUUUAGGUAGCUAAGUAAUUUUUUUUCAUAGUAUAUGUUACGUGCCAUAUUACUGCACUCCACGUGAAAGACAAUUAGCUUUUUAAACAUUUUGUAGAUUUGGUGAGAAAAAAACUAUACUUACACUAUUUUAUUAAAAAAAAUUAAUCUAACGGAUCAAUAAGCAUUCUGUGCAUAAAUAA